Messenger RNA from Melanotaenia boesemani (Boeseman's rainbowfish), 7417 nucleotides. RefSeq names its product TRAF2 and NCK interacting kinase a (gene tnika). Lineage: Eukaryota; Metazoa; Chordata; Actinopteri; Atheriniformes; Melanotaeniidae. The record is from RefSeq and is a predicted model, not a curated record. The transcript has 37 exons. Gene Ontology annotation, molecular function: protein kinase activity; ATP binding. Bases 337 to 4923 code for a protein of 1528 amino acids. Gene Ontology annotation, biological process: protein phosphorylation.
GCAGCAACACCAACAGGAGCAAUCCAUCCUCCGCAGAGCUUCACCUUCCUCUGUACUGUCUACAUCCCGCAGACAUGGACGUGGAAGUGCUGAUGUGCACGGCGCUCUUGCUCUCCAUCCUGCACGCCUUUGCGCUCUAGCCGUGCGCUCCCGGUUCGAGGCACAUUCCACUGCUGACCAGAAAGGGACUGUUUUUUAUUCUUUGCUGAGACAUCACUGUGUAGGAGAGAGAGGGGGGACAGCAGAGAGCGAGCAGCAAAGGAGACCACACUGUCGGUCGUGACAGCAAAGGCCGUUUCAGAAUAUCUGGCAACUGAGAGUGGCUUUUUAUCCUCCAUGAUGGCGAGUGACUCUCCAGCGCGGAGUCUGGACGAAAUCGACCUAUCUGCUCUGAGGGAUCCUGCUGGCAUCUUUGAGCUGGUUGAGCUGGUAGGGAAUGGCACCUACGGGCAGGUGUACAAGGGUCGCCAUGUUAAGACGGGGCAGCUGGCAGCCAUCAAGGUCAUGGAUGUCACCGGGGAUGAAGAAGAGGAGAUUAAAGCAGAAAUUAACAUGUUAAAGAAGUACAGCCACCACCGGAACAUCGCCACCUACUAUGGAGCUUUCAUCAAGAAAAACCCUCCUGGCAUGGAUGACCAGCUUUGGCUUGUGAUGGAGUUCUGUGGAGCUGGUUCAGUGACAGACUUGAUCAAAAACACCAAGGGCAACUCUCUGAAGGAGGAGUGGACGGCUUACAUCUGCAGAGAGAUUCUCAGGGGUCUGACUCAUCUCCAUCAGCACAAGGUCAUCCACAGAGACAUCAAGGGACAGAACGUCCUGCUGACGGAGAACGCUGAGGUCAAACUAGUGGACUUCGGGGUUUCAGCGCAGUUGGACAGAACAGUGGGAAGGAGGAACACAUUCAUUGGGACCCCGUACUGGAUGGCUCCAGAGGUUAUCGCUUGUGACGAAAACCCUGAUGCCACAUAUGACUUCAAGAGUGAUUUGUGGUCACUUGGAAUUACUGCAAUAGAGAUGGCUGAAGGAGCUCCACCCCUGUGUGACAUGCAUCCAAUGAGAGCCCUCUUCCUUAUUCCACGCAACCCAGCCCCCAGACUCAAGUCAAAGAAGUGGUCAAAGAAAUUCCAGUCUUUCAUAGAAAGCUGCUUGGUGAAAAGCCACAGCUAUAGACCCAGCACAGAGCAGCUCCUCAAACAUCCAUUCAUCAGAGAGCUGCCUAACGAGAGGCAAGUCCGCAUCCAGCUAAAGGACCACAUCGACCGCACCAAGAAGAAGAGAGGAGAGAAGGAUGAGACAGAAUAUGAGUACAGUGGCAGUGAAGAGGAGGAUGACGGAAGAGAUAUGGGUGAACCAAGCUCCAUCAUCAAUAUCGCUGGCGAGUCGACCCUGAGGCGAGACUUCUUGCGCCUCCAGCUGGCCAAUAAGGAGCGUUCCGAAGCACAGCGGCGACAACAGCUGGAACUGCAGCAAAAUGAGGAGCACAAGCGCUUACUGUUGGCCGAGAGACAGAAACGCAUCGAGGAGCAGAAGGAACAAAGGAGGCGGUUGGAAGAGCAGCAGCAGCGGGAGCGGGAGGUGCGGAAACAGCAUGAACGUGAGCAGAGGAGACGCUAUGAGGAAAUGGAGCAGCUCCGUAGAGAGGAAGAGAGGAGGCAUGCAGAGCGAGAACAGGAGUAUAUCCGUAGGCAGCUGGAAGAGGAACAGAGGCAGUUAGAGAUUCUCCAGCAGCAGCUACUGCAAGAACAGGCAUUAUUACUGGAGUACAAGCGGAAGCAGAUUGAGGAGCAACGGCAGGCAGAGCGUCUACAGAGGCAGCUCCAGCAGGAGAGGGCCUACCUGGUGUCUCUACAACAGCAGCAGCAGGAGGGAAGGCAAGCAGAGAAGAAACAGCUUUACCACUACAAGGAUGUCAUUAAUCCUAAUGACAAGCCUGCCUGGGCUAAAGAAGUCCAGAAGCAGCAGCAUGCUCAUGGUAACUCACCUUGCUCCCCCCUUCGACAUCACCAGUCAUUCAACCAGCCAGCUUCAGCCUUCAGCUCUCAUGGCCAACCCAGAUCUCAGCCCCCUAGGCAAACCCCAUCCCAUGGUGCCCAGUUGUGCCCCCCUUGCCUCCCUCAAAUAUGUAUUUCAUUAGAUUCUGGGGAAAACUUAGACAAAAAGUUGAAGGAGGAGAUUAGUCAGCAAAUCAGAGAGUUUAGGAGGCAGAGCCAGAAGGGCCAUAGCCCAGGGUCUGUUCAGGAGGACAAUGAGGGCCCUAAUAAGAGCAAUAAAGAGCGUUCUUGUCGAGGGCCAGUCAGUCAGUCUGUUUCAGUUCCCAAACCUUAUCCACCUGGGCCAAGUAAUAAAAAAAAUAAGCCCAGAGACAGACCUGUAUCUGCCCCCAGUCAGGGCGUAAUGUCUCCAGACCAACAGGUUCAGGCUCUUCAGCUUCAUCCUCAGGCUUCAGGACAAGUCCAGACUUCCCAGUCCAGAUUCAACCCUGUUUCCACUUCUGCAGUCAAAAGGGUGGAGGAGCGAUCUAAGCUGAACAGACAGAGCUCCCCAGCGCUGCAGCACAAAAUGUCCAACCGCAUCUCCGACCCCUCCCUCCCUCCCCGCUCCGAGUCCUUCAGCAGCGGGGGCAUGCAGCCCGCCCGCACCCCACCCAUCCACCGCUCCAUCGAACCACAGAUGGCUCACCUGGUUCCUGUGAAGACCCAAACUAGCUCCAUGUCCGGCUCUCAAUCUCUACAGGACCAGACAGGCUCCGCUAUAAGUGAGGGCAUCAGUGCGGCCUCAACAAGGCCCGAGAUGCCACGUCAGAACUCAGACCCCACUUCAGACACCCCUGGACCUCCUCAGCGCAUCAUCGGCAGAGAGGAACGGGAUAGGGACAGGGACAAGGACAAGGAUCGAGACAGGGCUGCUUGGUUGAGAGAAGAGGAUAUCCCACCCAAGGUCCCCCAGAGGACCACAUCCAUUUCUCCUGCCCUGGUCAGGAAGAACUCUCCGAAUGGGGGUGUCGGACUGGGCCCUCGCACAGGUUCUCAGCUCAUACGUGCCAGUAAUCCAGACCUGCGGCGCUCUGAGCUCUCUUUGGACGCCAUGCUACAAAGAACCUCCUCCAACUCAUCAUCCUCCUCCUCCCCUUCAUCUCAGGGAGGCUCAGCCGAGAGGAGAGGCCAAACCAAGCAGGAAAGAUCCCCUCCAGGAGCCAAUAAUCAGGAGGCUAAACCCAAACAGGAGGAAGGUCGUGAAUCAGCCAGACCCAGCAGACCUGCAAGCUAUAAGAAAGCCAUAGAUGAGGAGGAGCUGGACUUAAGUGCUCUGGCAAAGGAACUUAGAGAACUGAGGGUGGAGGAAGGAAGCAGACCUCCAGUCAAGGUCACAGACUACUCAUCCUCUAGCGAAGAGUCAGAAAGCAGCGAUGAGGAUGGGGAGACGGUGGGGCAUGAUGGCACUGUUGCUGUUAGCGACAUCCCCCGCAUCAUGCCAGCAGUGCAGAGCAGUAGUGAGUCGUAUGGAGGGCUGGCAGAGGACACUCUGGGAGAUGCCUAUAAUAGCACCAAGGACGGGACUCUAGUGAUGGGAGAGUCAGAUGAAAGGAGGAGAGGUGGUCACACUGAAAGCAAUGGGUUUGGGAAUCAUGGUAACCAUGGAAACCUCCCUGACCUGGUGCAACAAAGCAACUCUCCCUCAGCCACACCUACCUCUGCCCUGCAGGAGCUGAGUGACAUGCCUGAGUUCGGUAUGGGUGGGUCCAAAGCAUCAUUCACCCCGUUUGUUGAUCCGCGGGUUUAUCAAACCUCCCCAAGUGAUGACAAUGAGAACUCAGCUGCAGCUAUGUUUGCCAAUGAGCUGCUGAGGCAGGAGCAGGCCCGACUAAACGAAGCCAGAAAGAUCUCUGUGGUGAAUGUCAACCCUACAAACAUCAGGCCCCACAGUGACACACCAGAGAUCCGUAAAUACAAAAAACGUUUCAACUCCGAGAUCCUGUGUGCUGCACUCUGGGGUGUGAACCUGCUGGUGGGUACAGAAAAUGGUCUGAUGCUGCUUGACCGAAGUGGACAGGGAAAAGUCUAUAACCUGAUUACCAGGCGGCGCUUCCUACAGAUGGAUGUGCUGGAGGGCCUCAACGUGCUAGUCACCAUAUCUGGGAAAAAGAAUAAGCUGCGUGUCUACUAUUUGUCCUGGCUGAGGAACAGAAUAUUACACAAUGACCCAGAAGUGGAGAAGAAGCAGGGUUGGAUUACUGUAGGAGAGCUAGAGGGCUGUGUGCAUUAUAAAGUUGUUAAAUAUGAGAGGAUUAAGUUCCUGGUGAUUGCACUGAAGAACUCUGUGGAAAUAUAUGCCUGGGCACCCAAACCCUACCACAAGUUUAUGGCCUUUAAGUCAUUCACUGAGCUGCAGCACCGCCCGCAGCUGGUUGACCUGACAGUGGAGGAAGGUCAGAGGCUAAAGGUCAUCUACGGCUCCAGUGUGGGUUUCCAUGUAAUUGAUGUGGACUCAGGCAAUCCUUACGACAUCUACAUCCCCUCACAUUGUGCCAAACAAAUGAAGAUCCAGAGCCAGGUGACGCCCCAUGCCAUUGUGGUUCUGCCUAAGACUGAUGGAAUGGAAAUGCUGCUGUGUUACGAGGAUGAGGGCGUCUACGUCAACACCUAUGGUCGAAUAACCAAGGAUGUGGUGCUACAAUGGGGAGAGAUGCCUACCUCUGUUGCCUAUAUCCAUUCUAAUCAGAUUAUGGGCUGGGGUGAGAAAGCCAUAGAGAUCCGCUCUGUGGAAACAGGCCAUUUGGAUGGAGUCUUCAUGCACAAGAGAGCCCAAAGACUCAAAUUCUUGUGUGAGCGGAACGACAAGGUAUUUUUUGCAUCUGUGCGUUCGGGAGGUAGCAGCCAAGUUUUCUUCAUGACACUCAACAGAAACUCUAUGAUGAACUGGUGAUGUGUGUCCUUGUCCACUCUGCCUCACUUCUCCAUCGGCCAGACAGACGACUCACCUUCGGCCCACCGCACAUCUCACAAGAGAAGCCGACUGGCUGAGACGCCAUAUAUAAACUCCUAACAGUGGAGAGACUCCUAGGAAAAAAUAAAAUAAAAAAAAAAAGAUGAAGAGACAAGUUAUUCUAGAUUAAGCCAUUGUAACUCAACUGACUGGCAAACUGGUGCCACUGGCUUUCCAAAUAUUCUCUUCUCUUUUUCUCUGUAAUCUUUGUUCUUCUUCAAUUCCCCCGUUUGUCUCUCUUCUUACCAAACAGACCGGUGCAUUCAAGUGUUCAGUAACAGUAGUGAUACACUGUACUCCUUCCUCUCUCUGUCUCCCCCUUUGUUCCUAUCUUUCUAGGUCUCCUCUCCUCCUGCCUGGUAGAUUUAGUUAGCACGUUUCCAGUCCCCCAACACUCAAAUCCUCCUUUUUCCUCACUUUAUUUUCCCCAACAUGUGUGAGCUUGUUCCCCCGCAAGCUACACCUCAGAGGUUGGAGCAGAAAGGAAUUAAUAGAAUUUCAUCCAAAUUUAAUUAUACUUCUGAAUAUGACAGCGCUGGGAGGGCAGCUGUGAGAUGACAAAUCUAGUCUGAAUGUAGCCGAGGAAAGCAGUCAGCCUGAUGGAUUUUUCUCUCCCUGUCUGCCACUCCCCUCUUCCUCCACGUCCUCCCCACACUAGCGUUUCAUUGUCUGACUAAACUGAAUUAUGAUUUACUGUUCAAUCGUAUUUCACUGAUAGAGAUGCUGUGACACACUCUGCUGUCAAGUGUGUUGUAAAAAAUAUGCAAGUACGAUGUAUUUGUCCCUUUAAAGUGAAGUCACUGGUCCAUCCUGUCAUCAUCCCUCCUUUUGUCUUCUUCUUGUCCUCCUCCUGGCACUCCUCCCACCAACAUCAUGACCUCUGUCUCUUUACUCUUUCGUCUUUAAAUUCUGAAGGUGCUGCAUCAGAUAUACUGUAAUAUUAAAUGAACAAUGCGAGUGUCAUUCUGUUCAUUCUGUCACUUUCUGUUCUUUUUUUCGUGGAACAGUUUGGAGUCAGUCAGUCUCUGAAGUUUAAAAUGUACAGCACAUCUGUGUCUCUGAAAUCAGGAGUGGAUGUUAGUAUGUGUGUGUGUGUUUGACUUGAUAUUGAAUUGGAUCCUGUUCAACUCAAGUCUGAAUCAACAAUUGAGUAAUUCAUUCUUUAUAUGUGAACUUUAACCUGAUGUGAUCAAAGCAAUGUUGAGUUUGUUUACAUGCGGAGGUAUAUUAUCUUCUUAGUGUGAAGUUUAUGAGUUGGUGUGUCUGAACAACAGCAACUGAACACAGCAAGAUUGGAGCAGGAAACAUAAAGAUGCAUAUAAACAGCUCAUCCUGAAUGGACCUCGACAGGAUUCGAGCCUUCAUCCCAAAUACUUGCGUGCAUGUGGAAUCACUCAUUAGAAACUUUGGUGUCCUCUUUUUUGGAUCAUUGUCCUCCCUGAUUGGUUCUUCUGAUUUUGGCUCCUAACUGUUUGUACAGUGCCUAGCAUGAUGUAAGCAAAACUUAAAUGGAGGCCAAAAGAUUGAUGUGCUCACAUUAUAAUUAAUUUUUUAUUUUUUAUUUUUUUUUUUAACGGGUGUUUUGAGGUCUGUGUAUUUAACACAUUACUGUUUAAUUUUUUCCUCCUCUACUGCAGAUGUGCAUUAACAUUUUCAAGACUUAAUUUGGUCUUUGAAAGGAGCAACUGAAUUUGGUGUGAUUAACCCCAACCACUUCCCUCCAAAUACCUCAUACAAUCCCUGAAGUCAUUUAAGAUUAAUUUUUGAACACUAGUAAAGGUGGUAAAAAUUGUGACCUGUCCUCCUGGAAGAGCUUUGUACUGCAGAUUAAUGUUUUCUGCUCAGUGGAUUUCUGCUCUACUGCAAUAACCAGGAGAUCCACUGACUGAUGGUUUCAAGAUACAACCAGAGAAACCUGGACAACUGCUGCCAUUCUGCUUUUUCUCAAAGAUACUGCAAUAUAUUUCUCUUAACAAAUGAACAAAUUCAGUAACUCUUUUAGUGCUCAUUUCAAGAUCAUUCUUUUAAAUUAUUAAAUGUUGUGUUUUCAAGGGGUUUUUACACUUCCAUACAGUAGCCGUACUUAAGGUGCAUUGAUCUGAACAGGCUAACAUUUUAGCAAUAAAGAGCCGAGCUGAAGAAGCCACUGUCUUCCCUGGAUUUGCACGCAUGCGUCUGAGUGUAUGUUUGCUGAUCAGGUGUGAAUGGGGCAUUAUUAAUGUGUUUUUUCACCAUGGAAGUCACUUUUUUUUUUCUUUUUAAUGCAGACCGUCAUUAACGCUGAGGUCUCUCCUUUCAAAGAUGAAAUCACUUAUUCUGGUUUAAUUUUGUGUUUUCUUUAUUUUAAAAGAGCAUUACUAAUGUCCUGUUUUUGGGAUUUAUUUGUUUUGUAAAAGAGAUGCCGUAAGAGAGAAAUAAAAUGAAACUAGCAUUA